Messenger RNA from Parnassius mnemosyne (clouded apollo), 3748 nucleotides. Lineage: Eukaryota; Metazoa; Arthropoda; Insecta; Lepidoptera; Papilionidae. The record is from the annotation of a GenBank genome assembly.
GGUGUCAAAAAUGCGACAGAGUGCAGCGGACCAGAAGAUGGACAGCAGCGUCUUCAUAAUAAAAAAAAAUCCGGUUGCCAACCCGCCCGCCAAGCGUGGUAACUGGCAAGUGUAACCCCCUAAGAGGCAAUCUAUGGGGAAGGCCUAUGUUCAGCAGUGUACUUUUAUAGCCUGUAGUGAGUGAGUGUGGGUGAUAACAAUAAAACUAAAGCGUGUAGUGGCGGUGUAAAAAUAUAUACUACCCCGUAUCGUCCCGUGGGUGUCAAAAAUGCGACAGAGUGCAGCGGACCAGAAGAUGGACAGCAGCGUCUUCAUAAUAAAAAAAAAUCCGGUUGCCAACCCUCCCGCCAAGCGUGGUAACUGGCAAGUGUAACCCCCUAAGAGGCAAUCUAUGGGGAAGGCCUAUGUUCAGCAGUGGAUUUUUAAUAGGCUGUAAUGGUAACGGAUGUAACAAUUUUUUUAUUAUGGAAUAAUGGUGAGAAACGGGCACACAGUCCACUUGAUGGUAAGUGGAUGCUGUGGCCCACAGACAUCUACAUGUAUCCUCUAUUAACAAUCAAAAUGCAAAUGCGUUGUCACCUCUUUGGAUAAAGAUGGAAUGUCUCGCUUGCAGUAAAAAGUCUCCGGUUCUCUACACUUACCAUGCGAAACACAGCAGCAUUAAACUGCUAUAUUACACUGGUAUUCUGUGAGUUGGCUCUACCACGUUAGAGUUAGUUGUAUCCAUUAUUAAUUCUAUUAAUAUUUUUAUUUCAAGUUAAAGUUGUAAAUCAUUUUUUUUUUCUAAUAUUAACAAUUUAAAAUAUGCUUAUAGCACCUGACAGGUAUUUAACACUGGAAAAAAAGAUUAUUAAGGCUAAUAACAUUGUAAGACAAAGAGCUAAGCAAAGGCGUCAAAAGUACGAUAAAGAAAUGCAGUUAAAUUUGAGACAAGACUUGAGCUUGUCGUCCCAGCGUGCAUCUGAAGAGAAAGAAUUUGACCCAGAAUGGGAACAUGAUUUAACAGCACAGAGCUUGUUGAAAUUGGAAGGUGUUUCAAAAGUAAUUAAGAAUGAUAAUGUGAAUAAUUUUGAUUUAAACAACACUGAAAGUGGAAACUGCAAUCAAGACAAAAGCAUAGAAACAUAUUCAAAAGAUAUUAAAGAUGAAGAUACAGUUGAGAAGUUAAGUAAUAUAGAACAAGAUUAUGAAAACACCGCUAACAAUCACACUGAGCAAAAGCUAAAUCCCAAUUUUCAUGUUAACAACUGUACUCGUGAUAUAGAAAAACACGGCAUAAAUAAAAGUGAUAGGGAAGAUAGUAGUGACCAUGCGGAAUAUAUGGUAUAUGAUACAAAGUAUGUUGAUAAAAUAGAAAAUACCGAAAGCUUAUCGGUAACUAAUAUUUAUAACAUAGAACGUGACUAUGUAGAACCGGAAAAAAUUGAAACACUUGUCACGAAUUAUUCGAAUGAUAAACCAGUUUUUACCAACAAUGAAAAUGUGGUAAUUCCUGCUGACACUAACAUUAACCAGAAUGUUGAAGAUAAUUUAAAAGCUGUUAAUAAUAUACAUGCCGAUGAAAGCAUAUCUGAUAUCGAAACUAAAGGAAUAUUAAAUUUUGUAGAGAAAAUCGUUGAAAAAUCGGGAGUUUCAAACACAGAAGUUUGUCAAGAAAAUAUGAAAGUACAUGAAGGUGACAGAGACAACCAUACAGAACAAAUUAAUUAUGACCAGAAUGCUAUAGUGGAAAAUAACAUUUUUGAAACUGAUUGUACAAAUAAAGAUACUGACAUUAUAACAGAUAAUAAAGAAAGCACAGUAUGUGACGAAGUAAAUAAAGACGAAUACAGUUAUCAAUUUAGUGAAGGUAAAUUAUCAUCUGACACAGGGGAAGUUGAAAUUAUGGAUACUAAAUGUUUACAAAAAGAAACUUUUGGAAAAGAGUAUAAAGACGCAAUUGGUACUGGAUCUCACGAUGUUAUUUGUAUCGGCGAAGAAAAUACUGAUAUAAAAUCAGUCAAUACGCCUACAAAUUAUGCAGAAAUGGAAAUAAAGCCUGUUAUUAAUGAUGAUCAAUUUUCACCAGCGAGUAAAAUAAACAUGAAUGAGAAUCAUACGGCUGUAGAAAAUGCGAACGGAAAUGAAAAUGAAAAUAAAUUAGAAAGCGAAGCUUUAAAAAUAAAUAGUGAGGGCCUGCUUAAUACCUCUAUUGUCGCAAGCGAUGCCAAUGAAACAAAGGUUGAAAAUAAAUUAUCAUCGCAGAAUAAUGAUCAAAAUAAAGACAACGCCACAAGCAAUAAUUUUAUUGAAAUAAAUCCUAAUGAAGAUUCGACUCAAAGUCUUAGUAAGACAUAUCUGAGAGAAGAAGGAAACAAUAAUUCAACUGAAAAUUCUGAAAUAAAAGCAAUAAAAGAAGAUGUGAGUACCGACAAUCCACUUUUAUGUGAACAAAACAACUCUAGCAUUAUUCAGAAUAGUGAUUGUGAUAUUAACGAUAACAGUAACAAGGAAAUUUUACCAAAUAACACUUGUGUUGUUGAAGCAAGUGAAUCUAAAAGCACUAAGGCAAUGGAUCUUGAAACAGCUGCUAUAACGAUACAAAAAGUCUUUCGCAACUUUCUUUUUAGAAGCAAAACUUCUAGUUUUGACGAAUCUACAAAUAUUGACUUUAAUGGUUUUGAGCAUGAAAACAAUUCAAAGGAUGAAGAACUUACCGUCAAGAAUCAGAACAUUAACAAGGAUAGACGAACACUUGGCAUAAGUCGCAUGGACACUGUGUUACAAACGGUAAAUGAAGAAAAAUCGCUCUCUGUGUCUACCGACGAUUCGUCUACACUAUCUAGUGCUGCUACCGUUAUUCAGGCUCACAUCAGAGGCUUUCUAGUAAGAAAUCGGUUGAAUCGCAACAAAACAAUUUCAAAUACUACUUUAGUUGAUUCUGAUGACCCAUCCAUGUCGUUAGAAACUGAUCCAGAUCCUACUAGAAAUAAAACAGUUUUAAACAUUCACAUUGUUCCUGAUGGAAGUCAGUUCAUGAGCAGAGACGAAAGCCUGUUGACAUCAGUGGAAUUAUCUUUAGAUGGAAGCCCACCAACGUCCACAAAUUUGCAUCCUUUAGGUUAUGACAAAAACGAACGACGUAAACAGUUAAAAAGAGAGGAUGCAAUUCAAUCUAUUUCUCCUCCUAGUAACAGUUGUAGUAGACUUAGUGAAGAGCUCGAUUCUGCAAAGGAACUGUUUGUUAAUGACAGUAGUAUGCAAACAGAGCAAAAGAUUACUGAUGAAAUAACUAUAGAUUCUGACAUGAUAGUUGGGGAUAAUAGUGGCGAUAUCUUGUUGAAAGAAUCGACGGUGGAAGAGCACCAUCAGGAUCAAAACAUAACACUUAUGUCUGAUGUUAAGCAUCAAGCUAAAACUGAAAUAUCUUCUGAUGAAUCAGAUGUGAUUACUCCUUUUGUACCAACGGAGGAAAAGAAUGGUGAUACUGAUAAUUCAAAAUUGCUUCACUCUGGUGAAUUCCACGAUUUGGUCCUACCUACGAAGGUGUCCCGCAGUGAGACGUCAGUCGUCCGUGAUUUCCAAAACGUCCUGGUAUACUUUUUAGUCUGGAACAAUUCUUAAGAGUGUAUUUAAUCAAUCUUAUUAAAUUUUUGUUUUAAGCAUAAACUAGAGUUUUUGUAUCAAUAUAUUUUUGUGUUAUUAUACCCCUAUAAUAUUAUUUUAUAUUUAAUUGACAAUUUGUCUGCUUUUUAGUAAAACUGAUAAG